AUGUUUUCAGAAAUAGACAGCUGCAAUCGUCAUCAAACGCUCAAGUCUAUUAAUUCUAUGCCUCUAUGUGACGAAUCCGUCUCUGUAAAUGUCCAAAGGACAUCCCACCCAAUCAUGCCAAGCUACGCAAUAAAUGCAAGUUUAAGAAACCAAAUGCUGUUCUAG
Pochonia chlamydosporia 170 is the source of this 165-nucleotide messenger RNA. RefSeq lists its product as hypothetical. Bases 1 to 165 code for a protein of 54 amino acids. NCBI's taxonomy places the organism in Eukaryota, Fungi, Ascomycota, Sordariomycetes, Hypocreales, Clavicipitaceae. The record is from RefSeq and is a predicted model, not a curated record. The transcript has a single exon.